GGAGCGGCUCUUCUUCUGGCAUCUUUGGGAUCCCAAAGUUUUUUGGAUUGCAUUGCAAGUGUGAGAAAGAGGUGAAAAGGAACACAAGGAAUUUGCUCUGUACUUUUGGCCAUCUAUUCCUCCCAUUUUCAAUUGUGAAGGAAAACAAAUCGAAAUGGAAUUCUAGGUUCGCCUAAUUGAUUGUGCAUUUCAUAAUCAGGAAAGAAACGCAAGUGAUUCCAGUCAUUUCCCAAUAACCAACUUUAAUCUAUUGCAAAACCGGCAUUCUGUGAUUGAGUCCUUGAACAUUGUGAAAUCAGUGGAACACUGUGAAAUCCCGGUGCUUUCAAGGAAUGCCCGAACGGACGUCAAGGAUUGCCAACUCGCCCUUCAUGUCGAGCCAGGGUCUACUAAACACACUGAACCGAUGACCAAAGGGACCCGUUCCUUGAUGUUCCGAGAAUAAUUGGCCAGGUCCGGCGGCCUCCGGCGGGGGCCACCAGCAGCAGGCCAUCAUCUCGUUCUCAGGGUCCAACCCCGCGCACAAUGCCCACAACCACGCCUCGAGCACAAUAGCACACACAACGCCCACUCUUCUGAGGGAUGGCCUGCUGCUGCGUUGGUCAACAACCGCUCUCAUCACUUUCUUGUCAGGGUUGCCGCCAACAGCAGGCCCAACGUCAGGGACCAAGGCCAGAAGAAUGUCUCCUAGCUCAUCCGGGCGAUCACAACGACGAUUCAAGGCUAUGGGCGUGUCGGAUAUGCCAACUUCGGUCCCUCUUGUCUUAUUUGUGAUUCUUGCCCUAUGUCUUCACACUGUACCGGGAUUCCCAUCCGCUCCUUCGGAAGCGGACCACAUCACUGCCAAUGCUGGAGACUCUGUUGUCUUCAAUUGUGACGUCCACUUCCCCGAAGGAAAGGCCGUGCCCUAUGUGGUUCAGUACAGGAAAAAGGGCAAGGAUCUUCCCAUCUAUAUUUGGUAUGCCAACUAUCCAUCCCACGUGGACAAGGAGUAUGCCGGACGAGUCAGCAAAAUCGAUUCCAUGGACUCCAUCUACGGCCUGGCAAGCCUCAACAUCACUAAUGUCAAUGAGAAAGACCGUGGAUGGUAUAAUUGCGAGGUUCUCUUCCUCAACCGAGGACCGGAUACCACCAAUAAUGGAACUUGGUACCACAUGGAUGUCCAUGCGCCACCCUAUUUCAUGGACACUCCGGACGAGAUCAUGUACGUCAACACCCAUGACUCGACCAUUCUCAGUUGCGAGGCGGGGGGCACUCCAGCGCCUGAGAUCCUUUGGUUCAAAGGAGACAAGGCCAUUCAGAUCUCCCAUCGGAUCGGCGUCUUCAAUGACGGGACGGAACUGAGGAUUUCUAACAUUUUGGAGCGUGAUCUCGGGGAUUACACGUGUAUAGCGCGGAAUGGUGUCUACAAUGGAAGCAUUCACUUUACCACCAAACUUGUGAUGGCAGGCGCCGCUGUAAUAACCGAUCCGCCCAAGAAUCAAACCGCAGCCGAGGGUCAUGGCGUCAGCUUUGAGUGCAAGGGUGAGGCCAAUCCAGGGAACAUAUCCGUGGCCUGGUUUAAGGAUGGAAUACCGAUUCAAUCGGUAAGGAGUCCCAAUUUCGAAGCGUCUGUUACAUCAGAUGGAACGUUGGUGAUCCGCAAGGCGAAAUCCGAAUCCCAAGGCCGCUACACGUGCAAAGUCAGCAACGGCAUCGGAAGACCCAUCGAAGCCACAGCUUACCUAGCAAUUGAAUAUCCGGCCAGGGUGACGUACCAUCCUGAUGUCCAAUAUAUUCCGCGAGGACUGCAGGGGAUCAUUCGGUGUUACAUCGAUUCGAAUCCUCCAAUUCAGUUUGUCACAUGGACCAAAGAUAAAAGAAUUUAUGAUCCGUUCGGCCUGCCUGGAGUGAUGGCCAUGGAGAAUGGUUCCAUUCUCAUUGAUCGCGUGACCCAAGAACACGCGGGAGACUACGUCUGUACUCCUUACAACAUUCAUGGGACAGGGCGGUCCUCGAAAGUCAUGCAAGUGAUUAUCAAGGAUCCACCAACUAUGCUCAGACGUCCAGAACAGGAGUAUCACCGAUCCGUGGGCGACAAAAUCACCAUGCCUUGUCGUGCUAUUGGAACGCCUAAACCAAAGAUCUCGUGGAGAAGGGUGGAUGGGCAUCAUUUGCCUCGGAAACGCCAUAAAUUGUACAACGGAGAGCUGACCCUUGACGCUCUCCACAAAAGUGAUCACGGAGUGUACGAGUGUGUGGUCGAAAACGAGGUGGCCACCAUUGUGGCUCGAACUGAGCUGAAAAUUGAACGAACCACACCUCACGCUCCCACCAAUUUGACUGUGGCCAAUUCCCAGACCUUUGCUGUCACCAUCGAAUGGAUGCCCGGAUAUAGCGGGUGUGCCGCGUGCCAGCAGACUUACAAAAUCAGAUAUCGGGAAAAGGACUCGAAGUUCCCGAACUGGAUUGAACUGGCCGUCAAUCCCCCGGAUGCGAGGAAGAUUCGCAUCCACAACCUGAAAUCGAAUACCAAGUACGAGUUCCAAGUGAUUGGCACCAAUGAAUAUGGAGAUGGGAUGUACAGUCAAAUCAUCGAAGCUCAAACCAAAGCUGACGGGGGUUUGGAGUGGUCCGUGUACCCUCCUACUGCCUCACCCUCGGAACAAUCCACUUCCACUGCCUGCCGUGGUCGCCUUAGAAAAAAUGGUACUCUCACUUCAAAGCCGCGGGGUGCUCGAAGGAAACUUCUCUCAUCAGACUGCAUUGACCUCAAUUUGGAAAUUCACGGUUGCUCCUGCAGAAACAGUGGUUCUGGCCCCACGGACAUUCCCCCCGGCGAGGCUCCACCUCCAGCCACGAAUCUAUCGCUCACCCAAGAAGCCGGAGGAUGGGUCCUUCGAUGGCAGGGACCUCCGAAGGGCUCCAAUGUGAGUUACUACACCAUUCAGAUCAAAAAGAACUCCCAAGGAGGCAAAUGGAAGCCUUUGACCGAUCAAAAGAUCGAUGUAGAAGAAGCCUCCUACAUGUUUAAGAAUAUGGGCACCGCCAAGUCCUACUUGUUCCGCGUGUUCAGCCAUUCGGUGACCUCGUAUUCGAUCUCGGAGGAACACGCCUACGAUCUCCCGGAGAAUGUGAAACGCCGAGCCGUGACGGCCGGUCUCAUUGGGGGCAUUCUUUUCUUCAUAGUGGCCAUUGUUCUCUCUGUGUGCACGGUCAAGAUCUGCAAUAAGCGAAGGCGGAGGAAACAGGAGAGAGCCAUUCAAGAGAUCCAGAACUCUAAUGUGCCAACUUACAAUAUGGUUGCAUGCAGAUUAUCCCAAACUAGAAAUGGUGGCCAAAUGAGCCAACAAGUGCCUUUGAAGAGAAAUGGAAAGAGCGGAAUUCCAGCUAUGAGGAUGUCGCACUCUAAUAGCGAUCCUCAUCCCAUGUAUCGACCUCAAACGACCAAGAAAUCUCUCUCGCUUCGGAAAGGUCUUAUGUCAAUGUUUGACCAAACCGCUGAUUGCAUUAUGUCUUUAGAGGAGCGCCUCGUAUCAAUCAACAAUAACCAGACCGUCCACGGGCAGACUCACUCCAACCGUGCGUAUUGGUCCAAUGAGCCGGAUUACAGUGAUGGCAAGGAACGAGCUCGGCCGUUCAAAUUGGGAUCACAGCGACGUGGCGUCAAAUACUCGUUCCAUGUUGAAUACCCUUCGAGCUCGGGGAACCGGGGCCUGAUCUCACGUUCCAAAGAUGGCAAAUUUCAUCUCGAGGAUGACGAUGUCAACGAUGAGGGCGGGUUUGAAGUGGCAUUGCCGCCUAAUCGCUUCCGCACGAGGAGUGUGGCCAUCAUUGCCGGUUACACCUCGGAACGACUCUAUAGUAAUAUGCCUCCGGGGGCUUUCGUUGUAGAAAGUGGAAUGUACAAAGUAGGCGCGGAUCGAGAGUGGGAACGCCCAGAGCCGAUAUAUUGGCGACAGGUUGUCUAUGGCAAAAAUGGCAGUGAUGGCUCUGGCACCUUACCCAAGCCACCACAUCCUCGAAGCAAACAAGUGGGCCGAUUGGCGGAGGAGGAUUUGAAGCGUCUCAGGGCCAUGGAACCCUCUUCUACGUCAAUCAAUACCAUUAAUGGCAACAGUUCACAACAAAAUCUCAUUCGAACCAGUAACCUUGAACUGGUAAGGGCCGAUCAGGGUACGGCCGCCGGGCAUGUCAAAUUGAGAGCGUCCAGCCCACUGGAUCAGCAAGUGCCGCUCACCGCAUGGAUGAGCCCCAUUCACAACUACAGCGACGUCAGCUCUGUCAGUCAUCAAGAGAGGUCCAUACCCAGCACCCUCUUGACUAAUCCCACCUCCAGUCUCAGUUUAACUAGUCCAAACCUAACAGCGGAGAACACAGCCUCCAGCAGAAGCCUCAAAAACACUCAACGAAGCACAGACCUUCACACCAUUCCUGAACAUCUACCUAGUGAAGAGGAGGCACCACCCGCCUAUUCUGCCACGCCUGAGCAAAAUCUGAGUGUGGUUCAAGCCGACAUUCACCACCCAGGCUUACCCAAUCAACCCCGGGCCUACGCUCUUCCUUCCCAGCACCCAUAUUGGGCCGCAGGCCAUACCUACCUCAACGCAGACGUAAUGUUUCCCAACUAUGCUUUGAACUAUCCCGCUCCCGUACAUGGUAGUAUAUCGCCUUCUCGGCAAUAUCCCGACUUGCCCACCCCGACCAUUCCGUACUGGCAUUCUUUGUAUGUCCAACCUGCGGUGGAUCCACGUUUAUGGGACCUGCAAAACCCUUUGGCCACAUCCUCCCCACCCAUUCGUGAAGCGGCCGGUGAAGCUCCACCCGAGUAUGAAAACAUGAAGUACAUGUCUGGCCGCAGGACUGCCAUGCAACCACCAACCAGGCCAAUCAAGCGGAAACCUCCCGACUUGGCUCAAUCGCGAUCCAAGCAAAAUCGACAUUCAGCUGUGAUAGAUGGACAAUUGGCCAACCGACAAGAUCUCAACAAACCAACUGUUAGCGUAAGUUCUAGUUCAAAAAACAAUCCGGGAACCCCGGGUCAGAGUCGCUCAAGGGCAGAGGAUCAGCUGAGCCUCGUGAGUGAAGUUCUGGACGCAGAGGUCACGGCCUUGACCAAUUCAUCGUCCCCGGGCAGCUACAGCAAUGGUGGCACAUUUGAUGGGCACGAGCAGCAUGAUCUCGAAGAGGUCCAAGAGGCCAUUAAAAAAGCAAAGGAACGAAUGGGCAGUCCGAGCACAACCACAACUACCCUGGGCGGCGGAAGUCUCUCUCAGCCUGAAGAAUCCUCGUCCUCGAGUGGAAUCCCUAGCAAAAACAAUUCGCAACACCAAACUUCUUCCUCCUCCUCUCAUUCAACAUCGGGCUCCAAUGCCAACCAGGCCUCUCUCAUGUCCCCUGAUCUCAGUUCCAAAAGUACUCUGGAACCCAUUCUGGAGCCUAUCCAACCAUUUUAUGAAAAUUGGCCCCCACUCAAAGUUGGAACAGGGUAUCUUCCAGCAAUUCAGCCCAAAGUUCACACCUAUUAUGGCUACCAGUACGUGACUGGUCUGCCAUCGGGAACACUGUCCAUUGCGCCCCCGGGUGCCGAACUUUACCUCCCUCCUCUAACCCCUCAUCAAACCCUAGGGCUCCUGGCAAAACCACAGGCCGCUUCUCGGGCCAUUAACAGAAGGGUCGAGGUCACUCCCGGAGCUGACUUGAACACAUCACUCGACACACCUCCUUCAAGGUUCGAGUCACGCCCAGGCUCCUCGCAUUCUGCUCCUCUCUUAGACGUCAGCAUUGACCGUCAUUACGAGUUUGACGCCCGGAGUCCAACGGAGGACCUCCAUUACCAAAACAUACGAGAAGCCCUGCCCCGGCAGUGGAACCGCCCGUACUUGGGGUACAACCCUCGGGCUCGUGAGCUGGAAUUGGGAACGGCCGCGUCAUUGGCACAAAGUGAGAGAGUGUUCAGCGAUUCGGAAAUCUACUCACCUGUGUUUCCUCGUGGUCGACCUGAACCUCGGGAGAACAUCCAUGAGCGUGUGCAAGCCAUGAAAAAAGAGUUUCAAGAGUAUCGACAGCAGCAAAUGGAGCUCAAGCAACAGCAGCAACAUCAAGAAACUCUCGGCACCGGAGCAGACGGCGAUUCUUCGACGGAAGCUAACGAUGGUCUCGGCAUCACAAAACUUGAGAGUCUGAUCUGAAGAGUGACUCAAGCACCAAGUUGGAACAAGAAAAGAAAACAUCACCUCCCUGAAUGACUUAUUGACUCAAAGAACAAUAUUAAGAAGUUUAAGCAAGUGCGCCUCAAAUGAACACUAUGAGAGUUUGUUACAGUGCUUGAUCAUCAUCUCUUUCCUCCCCCCACCCCCUUAAGCGAAUAACUAAAAUAACAAGUAAAAGCUCGCCCAGAGGAGCCAAUCUAUAAAGUCUACUACCAAUAAUAUUUGAUGUGUUGCUCAAGAGGAUUGAAUUCUAUAACUAUACCAGAGAUUAUCAGAAGCGAAUAUGAUUUUGCUUGUUCAUAAAUUUUAUUAUAUUCGACUCAGUUCCAUUGAUCGAUUCAUGUCUUGACCCGCUAAUCAGAAGUAAAUGUCAACUCAUUCCAAUCAAUCCGAACAGACAACCGACGAAUACUGUUUUGCAUUGUCCCCAGGCUUCUCAAAAUCGAUUUCGUUUCCACCCCGCUUUGAACGUGAUAUUUGGGACUGCUUUUAUGAUCCCCCUACCAUUGAUUGCAUUCUCCUUUACAAUUCAAUAAGUCUCAGAAGAGACCUCCCAACAGAGGAACGAACAUCCGUGUAGUUGUCACCAAGGUUGCGUGUUUUCUAGCCAACAACUUGCGAGAAUAAUUCUAGACAUGGUUCAUUUGUUCCUGUACGGAGGUGGUGUACCUUCAAACCACCCUAUUAGAAAACACAAAUCUUCCCAUUUCCAAAGACGAGUUCGAAUUCACGGAGUAGAGUGCUUGAUGAAAAUGAAAGAAUGUGGAUUGUUGCGGUUCAUUUCAGAGCUAUACUGCUAUCAGCCGUGAAUGAUCUAGCGACAAUGUUGUUUGAUUGAAAAGUCUUUUUAACGAAUGUGUGGUUGUUUCUAUCAUUUGUUUUGAACUGAACGUGUUUUGAAGACUUUGAAGAGAAAUAGCAGAUUUCGAUUGAACUUUUGAUAUGAUCAACCAUGGUGCAGCACAAUAAAUAAAUGAAUAGAUUGACAAGUUUUGACUUCAUCUUCUCCUGCGACAAUUUUUGAAGAGGAACAAAGAUAUUGGUCUGAUACGGAUCUUUCUAACCUGGACAAGUAAUCGCAGGUAUGUUAUGACGCCACAUAUGCGCUCUACACAUAUAAUUCGCACAGUCAAAAUGUUGAUUAAGUUAAAUAUUAAGAUCACGUUAACAUCAAUCAGAAAGCACAUACCAUCACAAUUUCGCUUCUGGAAUUCUACAAGGCGUCCUCUUUUACAAGAGAAGUCUAGCCUUUAUUACAAGUGAAGAAGCAAUCUAGAAUCAUAAAAUUGUUUUCUCCCAAAACAGACAAAGAGGCAAACGAAAAACCAAGACGUUGAAUCUAGUUGCUUUAUACCUUAAAGUACAUGCAUGGACUCAAAUUCAUGAAUGUUAUUGAUUGAGCUUGGAAUUUGGUUAGAGGUUUCAGAGGAUUGAUUCGGAUUAAUGUUUAACAACAAAACUUUUUUACAUUUUCAGUAACCUCUCGGUCAUUCAAGACUUAAAAUUUAAUUUGAAAAUUCAAUAACCUCUAACAAAGCGCACAGUAGACGGAUUUCAGAUACCUUUAUUGAGACAUACGCAGUAUAUUCUGCAAAAUGGCAACGUUAGCAAAUACACACUGACGUCAAGAAUGUGCAGUUCCAUUUUGCCACAUCACAUCUGUUGCACCCUGCAAUCCUGCAUGGCGCACUCUGGAUUGAAAUCCGUCCCCCUUCCGAUCAAUUCACAUCAUGGCACCUGUUCAAACGUUGGUGCAUGCUUUACCCUCCCCUUGGCAAAAGACGCUAAUCAGCCGACACUUUCCCGAGCUUCCGUUUCUAUGAAUGACACAUUGGCCGAGGACGGAAUGGAAAUAUGAAUCAUUAUGAUUACUACCACAGUAGCAGCUCCCUCCCCGACCGAUUUAGAAGUCCCUCAAACUUUGAACAGUGGUUCCUUCAGCUUUUUUACGACCUAAUUCACAGCCCUCGAAAUGGCAAACAAUAAAGGUGAAAAAACCAAAGGGAAGCAAAAACAAGCUCAGAUUACAUGGAAUAAAAA
Tigriopus californicus is the source of this 8231-nucleotide messenger RNA. RefSeq names its product protein turtle-like. Gene Ontology annotation, molecular function: protein binding. The record is from RefSeq and is a predicted model, not a curated record. The coding region runs from base 681 to 6170 and encodes 1829 amino acids. Gene Ontology annotation, biological process: cell-cell adhesion. The transcript is spliced from 20 exons. Lineage: Eukaryota; Metazoa; Arthropoda; Copepoda; Harpacticoida; Harpacticidae.